Molecule: messenger RNA, 4724 nt
Organism: Rhipicephalus sanguineus (brown dog tick)
Lineage: Eukaryota; Metazoa; Arthropoda; Arachnida; Ixodida; Ixodidae
Gene: rempA
Product: intraflagellar transport protein 140 homolog
Exons: 5
Coding region: 1-4356 (1451 amino acids)
Biological process (GO): intraciliary retrograde transport
Cellular component (GO): ciliary basal body; axoneme; intraciliary transport particle A
Molecular function (GO): protein binding
Source: RefSeq, a predicted model, not a curated record
AUGGCAGUGUACCUUGACUGCCGUCUGGAAGACGCGGCUCUGUCGUCUGCGGCCAAGACGCGACUGUCCUGUUACCGUGCAGGGGCCCUGUUCGCAUUGGCCUUCCGAGAAAGGGAUGCGGGAGGUGUGCGUUUGCUAUCUGAAGACGGUGUGCCGCUGCCCAGCGAACUUCCGCGAAAGCAAGGAGCUCAGGUGAGCGCCCUGUCGUGGCACCCUUGGGCACCGCUGCUGGCGCUGGGAUGGGACAGCGGCGAGGUGUGCGUGUGGGACGAGCGCCGGGCGUCGCUGCACGAGCCGCAGACUCAGCACAAGCGCGCCGUGGCCAGGCUCUUAUGGAACGGCGCCGGCACGCGACUGGUGUCUAUCGACGCCGUGGGCACCUGCAUCGGCUGGAAAGCGGCCAGGGCGGCCAACGGAGGCGUCUCCUUUGCCACGGCCUUCUACCACGAGCUCAGGGACUCGCUGGUAGCCCUAGCCUUCAGGGACCACCGGCGACGACGCACACACAACCGGAGCGUGGAGCAUGAAGGCGGCGAGGAGGAGGUGUUCCUGUCGUCGAACUGGGGAAACGAGGGGUCCUUUGGACUGACGGACGACGAGGCGACGUCCAAUGACUUUUACGUGGGCUCAACGACGGGAGUCAUCUACUUCGUCAGUGAGAACGGGAGCUGCGGCGACGUGUAUCAGAUGGACGCAGGCAUUGCACGUCUUCUGCACGACGUUUCCAGAGACGCCCUCGUAGUCGUCACCGACACGUUGACCCUAGCUCAGUUUUCCAUAGCAGACGACGGCUCGUUAUCCGAGCAGAGUCGUUUCAAAGUUAGCGGACACGGUACGGACAUGGCGGUCACGUGGGUCGCUGUCCAAGACGGAGUCAUUGGCAUAGCGGCCGGUGAAGCAAGCGUCCGCUUGCUGAACCUCGAGACCGGAGAGACCACGGUGCUCUCGCUCCCAGACGCGGACUACGGCGAAGCAGUGUCGUGUAUAACCGCAGAUGCGCCCGGAAGGACUUUGAUCGUGGGCACGAAUCGCGGCCGGGUCGUCGUGUGGACGCUAACAGAAAACAGCGCGGGCAGUACCCAUUGGCGAUCGCAGUUGGCCGCCAGUUUACGUAGUCCCAUUCGAGAACUGGCGUGGUGCGAUACUCACCGGAUCGCCGGCACCCUGACGAUUGAGGAUUUGUUUCUUCUGAUCGAACAAGAAGCUUGCUUCAGUUUUCGGGAAGGUUGCCUAGCUCUUCAAACAGCCGCCAAACAAGUAUUUGUGGACGGUGUCUCCGGCAACUGUCAGAUUAUUCUGCAAACCGAAAUUCCCGUUAAGUCAUUGUUCGUCAGUCGGCACCACAUCGCUGUGUCCAACGGCAAACGGCUGUUUUUCUAUGAGAUGCUGCCAAGUAGCAAGUCAGCCAAGUUCUUAGGAGCCAUGAACACGGCAUCUUCACUCAUUGGACUGCAUGAAGCGAGCGUCUACCUCGUAGAGAACGGCAAGCUCAACGCCAAGACAUUCCAGGGCAUUCUUAAGCAGGCAAUUCCUAUCUCGGAAGAAGAUGUGAGUGCAGUCUGCCUCGAUAUAUCGGGGAUUUUUCUCGCCCUUGGCUUAUCCAACGGCCGUGUUCGCGUCUGGGACUUGAGCAGGCGAGAGGCCAAACUCCACGCGGAACUGAAGACAGCGCUUGUUGCCAAGAGGAACGAUGGGCCCCUCUACAAAAUCUCUAGCAUCAAGUGCAACUGCACCGGCAAUAAAGUGAGCAUUCUCGUUGUAGAGGACAUCGCGCCACAUCGCACUGCACGACGCGAAGGUUGCACUCUUUACGUCUGGAGCAUAGAAGACGACUCACUGUUCGAAUUCAGUUUCGCCACUGGCGAAAGUAGCAAAGGACAAGCUGUCGGCGACUCGCCAUCCAGCGGCACGGUACGCGACCGAGCUCCGAUUUCGCAUUACUGGGACGAAAGUGAUCCCAGACUACUUGUUUGUGAAGCUCGGAGUGCACCGAGCGGUCGUACCCAAAUCGAUGCGCCCGGAAAUCGCGAACCACACGUGGUGGUGGUGUCCCUUUUUGUAACCACCGAACACGGCAUUUUGGAGCAAGAUGUCUUCCCGCUUGAUGACAAAUUCAGACUAAUGGGCGUACAGGUUCCAUUCUUUUAUCUUUUGGCCAAGCAUUCUGAUGACGUCAGCGAACCAGGGGCGGCUGAGAAAGUUCCUGGCUCGAAACAUAUCUUCCGGCUCCCAAUGCGCGAUUUUGUCGGGUUUCAAGACUGUGACGACACGGUGCGCGACGCCAUCAUGACGUUCAGCUUCUUCAUGACCCUUCGGGACAUGGACGAGGCUUUCAAGGCAAUAAAGGCCAUCAAAAAUGAGGCAGUCUGGGAAAACAUGGCGCGCAUGUGCGUGAGAACCAAGCGGCUCGAUGUGGCCAAGAUAUGCCUCGGCAAAAUGGCUCAUGCGCGUGGGGCUUGGUCCCUGAGACGAGCCAUGGAGACUGAGCCCGAGCUGGAAGCACAAACGGCCAUCCUGGCGCUCCAGCUUGGCAUGGUGCAGGAGGCUCAGGAUUUACUCGAAAGCUGCAGCCGCUACGACUUGCUGGUCAGGGUUCUAGAAGACUCUGGUCAGUGGGAGCGAGCCAUAGACGUCGCCCGACAGCACGACCGAAUUCGUUUGCGAGCCACAUACCAUAACUACGCGAAACACCUCGAGGCUUCUGGUGACAUCGAGAAAGCGGUAGCGGCGUACGAGAAAGCUGACACGCAUCUGUUCGAUGUGCCUCGCAUGCUCUUCGACGACCCGCAGGCGCUGGAGCAAUACGUUCGGGCCAGCGGAAGCCCCGACAUGAUCAAGUGGUGGGCCCAGUACAUGGAGAGCAUAGGGGAGAUGGAGGCGGCGUUGCAGUUCUACGAGGCCGCGCGGGACUACCUGUCACUUCUGCGCGUGCACUGUUACUUCGGCAACGUGGACAAGGCGUGCGAGAUUGCCAACGAGACGGAAGACAGGGCGGCGUGCUUUCACCUGGCGAGGUACCUGGAGAACCAGGACAAUGUGCUGCAGGCGGUUCACUUCUUCGCGAGAGCGCGCGCGUUUGGCAACGCGAUUAGGGUCUGCAAGGAGAACGAGAUGGACGACCAGCUGUACACGCUGGCUCUGCAAGCGGCGCCUAAAGAAGCGCUUGAGGCGGCCCGCUACUUCGAGCAGCGCCAGGAUGGUCUCGAGAAAGCGGUCACCCUCUACCAGCGCGGAGGAUGGGCUUCCAAGGCAGCCGAACUGGCUCUCCAGGCCGGGGACCUGGGCGCCCUGCAGCAGGCCGCCCAGGAGCUGGGACCUAACGCCGACCCUGUCCUCGUGCGCACCACGGCCGACCGACUGGCGGCGACCGGAAAGCACGAUCAAGCUGUGCUGCUGCUCGCCACCAGCGGACAGAGCGACGCUGCGCUUCAGCUGUGUAUCCAGUCCAACGUGCUCAUCACCGAAGAACUCGCAGACAGGCUUACUGAGGGAAUCGCCACAGACGACAAGGCUAAGCUCCGCGGAGUACUCGAGAAAAUCGCUGAGUGCUGCCUCAAGCAGGACAACUACCACCUGGCAGCCAAGAAAUUCACCCAGGCCGGCGAUAAAGUCCAGGCUAUGAGAGCGCUCCUCAAAUCCGGCGACACACGCAAGAUAGUGUUCUUCGCCAACGUGUCCAGGCAGAGAGACAUCUACAUCUUGGCCGCAAACUACCUCCAGACCCUCGACUGGCAACGAGACGCUGACGCUGCAAAGAACAUCGUCUCCUUCUACACCAAGGCCAGGGCGUUCGACCUGCUGGCCAGCUUCUACGAGGCCUGCGCGCGAGCCGAAAUCGAAGAUCGCCGAGACUACGAGAAGGCCCUGGCGGCCCUCAACGAAGCACACGAGUGUCUGCAGCUGUGCGGCGAUGCGUCCAAGGCGGCCGCGAGGGUCAGAGACCACAUGGACGCCGUUCGAAAGUUUCUCGCCAUCCAGGAGCUGUACGCGGACAGUCCGCUCGAAGCGGCGGCUCAGUGCGAAGCCAUGACCAAGCUCAAUCUGGAGCCGGCCGUGCGAAAGGGAGACUUGUUUGCGUUCCUCGUGCAGCACUACGUGAGUGAAAAGGACUAUGCCGCGGCGAGACGUUGCUUGCAGGAGCUCCAGACGGCCGUGCCUGGAGUCGCGGUGUCCGACUACGUGGACGCUGAAGUGUUGAGGCUUGUCGGUUGGAGCUCGGAUGAGCGCCGCAGUCUUCAGCAGAUGUCGCUGCUCGCGAGGCGCGCCGCCGCUAGCAAUGGCGCCGCCACGGAGGGGGAUGAAGAUCGCUACAGCUCGGACGGUGAGGUACAGGAGGAACUGUUCGACGCACCUUGAACGAAGCGGUAUAAGGCAGUGCCGACUAACCACACUUUGGUCAGUUUUAAGCCAAUUACACAAGCACCUAUAUAUACAUUUCUUUCCUUACGGUAAUGGGGGGAAUGGAAAGUACGGCACUACUAGAUCGAUUUGCAGCUUUUUGUUUUGGAACGAAAAUUUUACUUAUCGAAUAACAGGGCAGCCUGGUACGGCCGCUCCCUGGUUACCUGCGCGAAUGGUCUUUCGCUGGCUACUGCGUAAAAGAGUGGUGCAAAGGGGCCUGUGUUAACAGGCGUCAUGGAAGUUGGUCGCUCUGGUACGAGUUACCCUCACAUCUUCACUAAACAUGUGAAAAAGUGUGGCAAAUAAAACUGACAUGAUCAUCU